AUGUUCCUCCUCGGACUUCUUCUACUAAAUCUUUUUGGAAAUCUAUCUGCAGCAGGUACCGGACCUACUUGUCCAGAUGGUUUCACAUUGCUGAAUGAUUCGAAAUGUGUUAAGCUCUAUGAGACUGCGAUGACUUAUGUCAAGGCGGUGAAGACAUGUAGAAGUAUUAUCAAAGGAGAUAUAGUAUCAGUGCACAAAAAUACGGACAAUCAAGCACUUCUUAACCUAAUUAACUCCCAUCACUCUGUCCGUCCAAUCUGGUUAGGACUCACUUGUGUAACAUCAAAUCCAAAUUCAUGUUCAUGGGACGAUAACAGUGGUGCAGCAAGUUAUUAUAACAAUUUUGCAAAAUCCAAUCCAAAUCUCUCUGCUGGCAAAAACGUGUACAUGUUGGUGAGCGGAAGUUCUACUGGUAAAUGGAUAUCCGCCGAUGGUAAUCUUGUCUCAUUGAGUUUUGUGUGUGAAACUCCGUCUAGUUUGGUACCAGAUGACGAAUCAUGCAGCCCGGCGUCACCAACGACGUUCUUAUUUGCAUAUUCCAAUGACUUGAAUCCGACUGACGUGCUGGAAGUGUGGAGUCAUUUUGAUCAACAUCGAGAGGAAAUUUCAAACAAGUCGGUGGUAUUUGCUAAUGUUAGAUUUGAUUUGCGUAAGGCGGAGGAUAUUUUCUAUCAUACAAACUUCAGUGACGUCAUGGAUUCAGUCGAAGCUCACCUCCCGGAUUCUGACCUCGGAUUCACUGAUGUUGGCACUGGAAGUGAUAUUCUCAGUAUUAUUCAAAAAUUUAUAAAUGACGGCCAAAAAGCUCCAAUCUGCGGAUCUGCUAUGUUAAUCCUAUUGAAACGAUAUCCGAACGAGCAGAAUAUCGACGAUAUAGUAGCAAAACUUCGAAAACAUCACAUUUAUAUUUAUGUGGUCACUCAUGAAGUCCCGUCAGGGGGAUUAUAUUCGCAAACUAUGUAUGAUAUUGCAACGAGGACAAAUGGAUAUUGCUCUUUCGGUAUUGAUCAAAACUUUUUAUAUGCUGCCACCAACGGAGGAGCGUAUUAUAGUCACUACCUUUUCUACUCCACUAAUAUUCCAGUGUCUGGAAAAAAUGGGACUGUUGCGCUACCACUUAUGACAGUACCUGAUUUGGAAACUGAUUAUUUAAUUAUGACGAUUCAAGAUCAUGGACCACUCACCUCGUUUAUAAGGCAGGAGAUUGAUUGGAAUGCUGUAGGCACAGAUUUGUCUGGCGGCGAAGCAGAAAACAUUUGGGACUUUGGAUGGGUUAAGGGAAACGGAACAUUUUAUGAACUCAGUUGGCAGCCCAGCCCGAAUUAUGUAUAUAAUAUGACUUUCAGCUAUGCGUUUACUGAUCGAAGCAGCCAGGUGCUCCAGUUCAGAGCGUUUACAGAGGACGAGAAUGUGAUCAACACAUGGAUUCCUUAUGACAACUGA
This is a messenger RNA of Caenorhabditis remanei, 1443 nucleotides long. RefSeq lists its product as uncharacterized. Gene Ontology annotation, biological process: innate immune response. The record is from RefSeq and is a predicted model, not a curated record. The transcript has 8 exons. Bases 1 to 1443 code for a protein of 480 amino acids. Lineage: Eukaryota; Metazoa; Nematoda; Chromadorea; Rhabditida; Rhabditidae.